This is a messenger RNA of Solanum stenotomum, 2826 nucleotides long. RefSeq names its product bZIP transcription factor 17-like. Gene Ontology annotation, biological process: regulation of DNA-templated transcription. The record is from RefSeq and is a predicted model, not a curated record. The transcript is spliced from 2 exons. NCBI's taxonomy places the organism in Eukaryota, Viridiplantae, Streptophyta, Magnoliopsida, Solanales, Solanaceae. Gene Ontology annotation, molecular function: DNA-binding transcription factor activity. The coding region runs from base 97 to 2565 and encodes 822 amino acids.
AAAACUAUAUUAUUGUAUAAGAAAAUCUCACUUUCUUCUCUAUUUCUACCCUUUCUCUCUCUAAAUCUCUGAUCAAAUUGCCGGAAAAUUCUAGAUAUGUCCGAUAAACCGCCGCCGGUGGAUGAGAACCUCACCGGGGAAUUCGAUGGUCUUGCAGUUCCACCGCUUGACCACACGUUUUUCGCCCAACAUAUGACCGAAGCAGAUCAGGGGAUCGGUGAUGAUUUCCCGAUGGAAUUUCGGAGCGUAGAUUUCUCGAUUGAUGACCUCGAUUUUGAGGUAUCAUUCGAUGAUCUCUUCCCUAAUCCUACGGAUGGAGAUGCGUUUCAAAAACCUAAUUGCUUGGCUGAUUGUAUCGGGUCGGAGCCGGGUCAGAUGGACUUUGGUCAACAUGGGAGUCAACUGAUCGGGAGUUUUGACGAUGCUUCUGGAAUAUUCAAGUCGACCUCGGGUGGUUCUCUCGAGGAAGCUCCGGGUUCCAAUUCGGUCCAGAUGGACCCUAAUUGCUUUGGUCAAUCUGGAAGUCAAUUGAUUGGGAAUUCUGUCGAUUCUUCUACUAAUGUCAAGUUGAAGUCAGAGGAAAUGAGCGAUUUUGCUGGUAAUCAGGCAGCAGGAGGUGUGAUGGUUAUGGACACGUCAUCGCCGGAGCUUGGUCAGAGUUCCAGCAGCUCGAGACUUUCGAAUGAAGUGUCGCCGUCGUUGCACCAGCUUUCUACUGAUGUCUCCGGGUACUUGAAUGUGCCAUCUCCGGAGUCCAAUGGAUCCAACCAUGAUGUUUCUCGGGAGUCUAGCAAUGACAAGAAAGGUUUGAGCGAUGCAAAGGUUUUGAAUUGUCAUUCACCGGAGUCGCAGGGUUCUGGCAAUUGCGGAGGGCUGAAUUAUCUGUCGGAUUCGAACAAAUCGGUACAUUCUUCUCCCAAUUUAGGAAGUAAUUUAGUAAAAGGUGGAGUUGUAGAACAUAAAUUUAAAUUAGAGGGUGUCGGUGCUAAUAUAAGUAACUGUAGUAGCUCUUUAUUGAAAAGGAAAAAGGGUGGUGAAGAUUUGAAUAACGCAAGUAAACAUCAAAAAUCCAGUAUGUUUUCCCUUAGUGAUAAUGUUAAUAAUGAUGAGGACGAAAAGAAGAUGGCUAGACUAAUUAGGAAUAGGGAAAGUGCUCACUUGUCAAGGCAAAGGAAGAAGCAUUAUGUUGAGGAAUUAGAGGAUAAAGUUAGAAUAAUGCAUUCAACAAUUCAGGAUUUGAAUGCUAAGAUAUCCUACGUAAUGGCGGAAAAUGUAACUCUUAAGACACAGCUUGGGGGUAGUGGUGUACCUCCUCAAGUGCAGCCACCCCCUGGGAUGUAUCCCCAUCCUUCUAUGGUGUAUCCAUGGAUGUCAUAUCCACCACCUUAUAUGAUGAAGCCACAAGGGUCACAAGUGCCAUUGGUUCCCAUUCCCAAGUUGAAACCACAGGCAGCAGCGCCUGCGCCAAAGAGUAGCAAGAAAGGGGAGAAAAAGAAGAGUGAGGUAAAAACUAAGAAGGUUGCUAGUAUUAGCUUACUUGGCGUGCUGUUCUUCAUGCUGCUCUUUGGUGGGUUGGUUCCUUUACUGAAUGUGAGAUAUGGAGGUACGAGGGAACCAUUUAUGGGUGGAUUUUCUAUUGGGAGUGGAUUUUAUGAGAAACAUCAUGGAAGAGUUUUGGUUGUGGACGGGCCUGUGAAUGGGACUGGUUAUUCUGGGAAGUACAGUGAAAAAGAUUAUGGCUCACAUUGUGGCCGGGGUGGUCACAGUGAAAGUAAUCAGCAAAACACCUAUAACGCUGCAGAUGAGUUUGUUCACGUGGGCAAUGGUAGUAAUCCUCUAGCAGCCUCUUUGUAUGUCCCGAGGAAUGAUAAACUUAUUAAGAUUGACGGGAACCUGAUUAUUCAGUCUGUACUAGCAAGUGAGAAAGCCAUGGCAUCUCAUGGAGGUUCUGAUAAGAACAAGAGAGAAACGGGCCUCGCAGUUCCUGGAGAUUUAGCCCCUGCUAUCCCCGGAAGCCAUCCUCGCCUUUAUCAAAGUUCUGCAGUGGGACAAAGGGCUCUUGGGACUGUAGAAAAGGAGAAUGCAAAGUCAACUAUGCAGCAGUGGUACCUUGAAGGUGUUGCCGGACCUUUGAUGAGUUCAGGCAUGUGUACAGAAGUGUUCCAGUUUGAUGUUUCAUCUUCUGCUCCAGGGGCCAUAGUUCGUGCUACCAAUGCUAGAAAUAUAUCUAUGGAAGAAAGGCAGAAUGCCACACGCGUCCACAGAAAUAGAAGGAUCCUCAACGGUACUCCUGUUUCCCUUUCUAAACCCUCUAACAACUUUUCUGAAGAACAAACUGGAACUACUGGAAAGCAAGAGAAUUUCACUGGGAACAAGUCACUGUCAUCCAUGGUAGUGUCUGUUUUGGUUGAUCCAAGAGAGGCAGGUGAUACUGAUGGUGAUGGCAUAAUGGGUCCGAAGUCCCUUUCUCGGAUAUUUGUUGUUGUGCUGAUCGACAGUGUCAAGUAUGUCACUUACUCUUGUAUGCUUCCAUUUAUAGGAGCUACUCCUCUGGUGACUACCUGAAGAUGGAGUGUUUGUGUAGCAGUAGCAUCACUGAUAAACAAUUUUGUAGAUAGCAUAAGAUCUACUAGUAGUCCUCACUGCUCACAUGCCUUCGAAUUUCGAUAUGUAAUAGUAUUACUUUAAACAGAUAUCAUUAACUUAUGGAGGGUGAUGAUCGUCUUUUUAUGUGUAAUAUGUGUAUGAUUAUUGCAUCCUUAAUUAUUGAAAAAAAUGAAUCCGAACUCUCCUUUAAGUUAUAUGUAUUAUAUAUGUGUGCGCUCU